This is a messenger RNA of Vicia villosa (hairy vetch), 1831 nucleotides long. RefSeq lists its product as uncharacterized. NCBI's taxonomy places the organism in Eukaryota, Viridiplantae, Streptophyta, Magnoliopsida, Fabales, Fabaceae. Gene Ontology annotation, molecular function: DNA-directed DNA polymerase activity. The record is from RefSeq and is a predicted model, not a curated record. Gene Ontology annotation, biological process: DNA replication; DNA synthesis involved in UV-damage excision repair; DNA strand elongation involved in DNA replication. The transcript is spliced from 8 exons. Gene Ontology annotation, cellular component: nucleus; delta DNA polymerase complex. Bases 88 to 1605 code for a protein of 505 amino acids.
AUUCCACAAUAUAUUGGCGGGAAAACAAAGCCAAAGAAACAAGAAACCCCACUAGACCCUCCCUCCUCUUGCCGUCGUUCCGUUCCGAUGUCGCAAACUGAAACCCUAUCUUUGAUUCACGAGAUUGAAUCUCUCGUUUCAGAUCAACUCCAAGUGGUUUCAUACAAAUGGCUUAGUCGCAGUUAUAUGGUAUCAUCUGAUGAAGCAAAGAGGUUGCUUCAUGAAUUUGUUCAAAAACAUGAGGGUGGGUUGGAAGUGGUGUAUGCUUUGUCUGGCUGGUUAAAGAGUACUCAUCCUAGCUACCACAUAAGGCUUGUUGCUCAGCCAAAACUUGCAGAAGCACAGCAAGAGUUUGAUGGGCAUUGCUCGGUCCAGGUAUAUAGUGUGCAAGCUAGCAUUCCAAAGGAUCCAGCUGUGCUUUGGAAUGCAGAAUUCAUUCAAGCAGAAGAGCUCUUCAAGCAGCCCCCCUCGGUUGAUAAUUGCUUGAGAGACAAUCGGUUUUGUGGGAUCUCAAGUUCUUUUGUAAGAAGGAACGUGGAUGGCCAACCAGCAGUUUCUGCCACAAAGAACACAGCACCCAUUUCUAUUGCUAAAGUUGAUCACACAUCACAGAAUGUGGUGAAAAAUGUCAAGAGCGAAAUCAAUGGUACAGGAAAUAAAGGAGUUCAUGAUAACAUAAGUAAACCUAUUGCAGAGAAACAAAAGUCCCUUCCAGUGCCCACAGGCAAAAAGAAAGGGCAGGCUGAUAAAAAUAGCUCUGCUACUGGAGGUUCGUUGGCAAGCUUUUGGGGCCGUCCAUCUACAAAACCCAAGCCUUGCUCUGUGCCAGCUGAAAAUAGUAACCUGAUUUCAAAUCCAGCUGAAGCUACUGAAAAUGCCCAAACUUGUGCUCAUGAAACAGUAGAUUGUGACAGUGAUGAUGAUGACAAUCAAGGUGUCAUCUUAAGAAGACCAUCCAAUAGGAAAAGGAGAGUUGUUUUUGAUUUAUCAGAUGAAGAUGAAGAUAUCAUCAGUUUAGCGUCACCUGAUGUCCCUAGUAAACAGCCACCUCAAGAUUCCAGACAAAAUGACAAAAAGUCAUUAGAGAAAACCACCUUGAAUUUUGAUUUGCAGGUAGAGCAUAAACCAUUAGUUAAGGAAGAGAAAGCAACUGAGAAAAAAGUUUUCCAACCACCAAGAGAAGAUUUAUCAAUUAUGAGCAAGUGCACAAGUAAUGGAAAAUCAUCUACUGAGAAGCUGCAGAGUAGUGCUCCUGAAAUUUCUGUAAAUAAGGAUAGUGUAAAAAAGGCCGCUCCAGGUUCACCUAAGAGGAGAAAAGUGAUGAAAACCAGGAUUGAUGAAAAAGGGAGAGAAGUAACUGAAGUAGUCUGGGAGGGGGAGGAGACAGAGCCAAAGAAAGCUGAUGCGGAUGCAGCAAAGAAAGCUGAUGCGGGUGCAGCAAAGAAAGCUGACAAUAAAGCAUCUACCAAUGCUAUCAACAGUGCACCGGCAACUAAGAAGCCACCAGCUACAUCAAAUGCUACUGGUAAAGGAGGAAGCAAGAAAGCAGGAAACGCAAAGGAUCCCAAGCAGGGCAACAUUCUUUCAUUUUUCAAGAAAGUAUGAGACCAUCUUCCCAAAGAGUUACAAUAUUCAAGGGACGAUCCUUCUAGUAGGGAUAAUUCAUCAAUGACACACCUUUGUGACUGUGAGGAUUUUGUAUUACGUAGAUCUAGUUCUAUUUUAGUUUGGGUGCUUCCUUGUAAUAUUUACUCCGGAUAACUAAAAUACCUUAAACGUGUAAUGCUUUUUUAAUAUUCUUUUUCCUAUCACAGAAAGUUGUUUCCUGCUA